Messenger RNA from Populus nigra (black poplar), 3207 nucleotides. Its product is annotated as transcription initiation factor TFIID subunit 12b-like. Gene Ontology annotation, biological process: DNA-templated transcription initiation; RNA polymerase II preinitiation complex assembly. The coding region runs from base 190 to 1992 and encodes 600 amino acids. The record is from RefSeq and is a predicted model, not a curated record. The transcript has 8 exons. Gene Ontology annotation, cellular component: SAGA complex; SLIK (SAGA-like) complex; transcription factor TFIID complex. NCBI's taxonomy places the organism in Eukaryota, Viridiplantae, Streptophyta, Magnoliopsida, Malpighiales, Salicaceae. Gene Ontology annotation, molecular function: protein heterodimerization activity; DNA binding; TBP-class protein binding.
CCCCAUAUGCAUUAUUCCCUCUGCUUAUCAGCUAGACCGAGUAAUCCUCCUCUUCUCUCCCUCUCUCCCUCAACUCUCUCUCUACAAGCUCUGCAAAAAGAAAGAAACCCAGACUAGAAGCACGGAAUUCAUCGAAAAGAAUGGAUUUUUAAGUAGAAUUAAAAAAAACCCAUAAUCUUUUUCCAAUCCAUGGCAGAAAAUGCAGCCGCUUCGCCUAAACCUCUCCCUUCUCAGAAUACAGUAAUAGACCCAUCGUCACAAGCAGCAACCUUAUUGAACACUAACACGACAACCUUAACACAGACACAAACACCAAACGUAUCCAAUUUACCUCAAAACACACAAAUCUCUUCCUCUUCUUCACUUGAACACUCCCAAAUCCCUGCUUCACCAUCUCUCCCGUCGCAGCAGCAGCAGAAUGUCACAGCAAUGUCAGGAUAUCAAAUCCAACAAACCCUUCAAAGAUCUCCUUCUAUGUCGCGCUUGAGUCAAAUUAACCAACAACAACCGAACCAAUACGGUGGCGUUUUGAGGCAGCAACAACAACAGGGCCUGUAUGGGCAGAUGAAUUUUGGCGGGUCUGCUUCAAUUCAACCGAAUUCACAGCAGAAUCAACAACUGGGUGGGGCAAAUUCGUCUCGCUCAGCACUUCCCGGCCAAACUGGGCACCUUCCUAUGUUGACCGGGACAGCUGCCGCCGCUGCUCAGUUGAACUUGCCCUCACAGUUGCUGGCUUCACCAAGGCAGAAAGCUGGGUUAGUUCAAGGGUCUCAGUUCCAUCCUGGUAAUUCUCCGGGGCAGUCUUUGCAGGGGAUACAAGCAAUGGGAGUGAUGGGAUCACUAAAUAUGGGUUCACAAAUAAGACCUAAUGGGGCACUCACAUAUGCUCAACAGCGAAUAAAUGCAGGGUCACUGAGGCAGCAACUUGUGCAACAAAAUCCGCUCACCUCUCAGGUUCAAAGUCUACAAAGGACACCAUCAAUGGCAUAUAUGAAUCCUCAGAUGUCAGGGCUGGCUCAGAAUGCACAGCCAACUAUGAUGCAGAACUCUCUGUCACAGCAACAGUGGUUGAAGCAAAUGCCAACAAUGUCUGGUUCUGCCUCACCUUCAUUCCAUCUUCAACAGAGGCAAUCACAGGCUCUCAUACAGCAGCAAUUGGCUUCAUCUGGUCAACUGCACCAGAAUUUGAUGGCACAACAGUUAUCCCAACUGGUACAGCAGCAGCCCCAAAUGGGACACCAACAACUUCAUCAGCAGAAGCAGCAACUACUACAGCAACAGCAACUGCAGCUGCAGCAGCAGCAGCAGCAGCAGCAGCAGCAAUUGCAACAAGUGCCUCUGCAUCAGCAGCAGCAGCAGCAACAACAACAUCAACAACAACAGCAAUCUCCAAGGAUGCCAGGACCCACAGGCCAGAAAUCUCUUAGUUUGACAGGAUCACAGCCAGAUGCAACAGCAUCUGGUACAACUACACCAGGGGGAAGUUCGAGCCAAGGAACAGAAGCAACAAAUCAACUUCUCGGGAAGAGAAAGAUACAAGACUUGGUUUCACAGGUGGAUUCACAUGGAAAGCUAGAUCCUGAUGUUGAAGAACUUUUUCUGGAAAUUGCUGACGACUUUAUUGAUUCUGUGACCACAUUUGCUUGCAGUUUGGCUAAGCAUCGGAAAUCUUCAACUUUAGAGUCCAAGGAUAUAAUGCUUCACUUAGAGAAAAACUGGCAUUUAACCAUCCCUGGAUUUUCAACGGAAGAGCAGAAGCACCAAAAAAGACCUUUGCCUAGCGAUCUCCACAAGAAGCGUCUUGAUAUGAUUCGUGCAUUGAUGGAGUCCUCUCAGUCUGAAGGAAAUAAUAUCAAUCCUAAAGAGAUGUUAAGACAAGGGCUUGGCAACCCAGUUGUUACCAAUCACUUGAUAAGACCUUCACCAAGUUCAGAGCAGAUGGUUUCACAAUCAACUGGUUCUCCAAUGGUGCAGCAGAUUACACGGUUUUAAUUGAUAUAGGUUUUUGUUUCUGAUAUGGACUCCAUUCUGUUGAAUUUAACUCGCUAUACUUUGCUGGUGAGAAUUUAAUGUUUUAUAUAAUAUGUAGUUAUCUACCACAAAAAAAGGGGGGGUGGGGUGUGGGUGUGGGGGCCUUCCUGCCAUGCAUUUAUACAUACGUAGUUUGGAUGGACUACAUGCACUGAAAUAAAAGAAUUAAUGUCAAUUUAGAGUAUGAGAUUUACAGUAUAGGCAGAUUGGAGAUAUCCUGGGAGUCUGGACGGAAGAGGUUAGUAUGUGGUGUUUGGGGUGGGUGUUGUUCUAUGAUGUCUUUUCAAUGUCGGUAAAGGUUGGUAUAUAGCUUGCUAAGAAUGCAGGCAAGAGAUGUCUGGUCGCCUCGCAUUGUCCUAAUGACAAGAACCAAACACGGGUCCAGAAAGAAAAUCAGUGCAAAAAAUCAUUAUGGAAUUUGUGAUAUAAUGCAGGGAAGGAUGUGCCUUUUUUCAUCAGUGUCUGUGUUACUGUGAUUUUCUGAUUUAAUAGAAUGCCUAAAAUCAUGUUAGUUUUGAAUAAUAUGCAUAUUUCUUCUUCACCACCACCACCACUGUUAUUUUGGAUUUGAACGUGAAUUUGAAUGUAAGAAUUAGCUGCAUUUUUCACUGAUAAAAUUUGGCAUGUGAGAGAGAUGGGUUUCAUUUCUUGCAAGGUGCAUUACUGUUACUACAUUUGUCUAGUACGUACCAACUUCACAUGGUUUAAGGGUAUAGUUUGACUAAAUGGUAUUUACUAUUUCUGCGAGCAUUUUAGCACCUGUGUUCCUACUUUCCUAACCUUUUAAUCACUUUGUUCCACAGUUUGAUUUGGCAGAAGCAAAGCUGUAGUUGGAUAGAACGCAAGCAAAUCUGUAAAUUAUUUGGAGUGGUAGAUUCUUAAAUGGCUGCAGAGAUUGCACCAGUGGACAGUCUAAUUUAUUAUAGCUAUUUUUUUUUUAAUUGUGUAUGAUCAUUUGAUUUGUGUUUUAUUUCCUUUUCUUUUGGGGGGUGGCCUUGGGCACAAAUGAGAAGGUGUAGGAUUUUUGUGAAAUUAGUUCCUCUGCCUGCUUUCUUGCAGAAGGAGACUUCAAUAUUUAUCACGAAAGGCAUUCUCUUAAAUUCAGGAUUUGGUGAACUUGUAUCUCAUCACAUUGUUGGGUUAAUGCUUGCUCGUGGAUGGCUUUAAACCACUCAA